AUGCCGCCCGCUGAUGCCAUCCGUUCUCGCACGGAAACACCGGCCAAGUCGAGCCCCUCGGGUGCUGCAGCGACUAGUGCGACCGCUCGCUCCGGAUCGACCGCGACGAGACGACGCAGCUCGAGCACUCGUUCGACCGCCGCCUCCGCGUCGUCCGAGCGCACACACAACAACAGUCCCGCGACCGAUCGCAAGCGGGCCGUCACCGCAGACGACAUGCAUCACGAGUACGAGUUUGGAGGUCCGGUCGGCGUCAUGGCCAUGAUGACGCUGUUCCCGUGCCUGUUCUACUACCUAUACGUGUGCCUCUACUUCUAUGAUGGUCAGUUCGAUCGUGCCCGAUGCGAGGCGCACUCCACCUCGACGCCGUGCAGUCGUAGAGCUCGGCCUUCCUUUCGGUGUCGUAAGGGCGAGUCGCCUCGGUGCUAACAAGCUCGAUCUGGACCCCGUGCAGGCAGACUCGCUAGGCCAGUCGAUCCUUCGACUCUCACCGGACCCGGAGGGUGGAUCGACUUUGUCAAGCUCGUGUUCCGUCUGGUCGUGACGGUCAGUCCUCCGCACUGUUUGGUUCGAGCGCGCGCGGGCAUCCAUCGCCUCUCGCCGAACCAACCCUCCGGAUUUGCCAUCUUCAUGGACUGAAUCGUCUCCUCUUUCUUGACUGGGCACUUCUUUCGCAUGAAUCCCACAGCAUGCCGCACCGACGCGCAAGGCCACGACCUUGUACUUCUCCCUCAUCUCGCUGCAACUCUUGCUCGCCUUGAUCAUGCCCGGUGUGCAGCAACGCGGUCUCCCCGUUUCGUCGCUCGGAGGCAAAACUCUGGUCUACAGUUGCAACGCCUACACCUCGCUUUACGCCACUAUCGCCAUCGUCGGAGCGUUGCACUACACGCGCGUUUUCAACCUCGCCGACAUCAUCGACCUCUACGGGCCCCUCUUCACUAUUGCCCAAUUGAGUGGCUUUGGUCUCGCCGCAAUCGUUUACAUCACCGGCGAGCGAUACCGCAUGAGCGGCAACAUAAUUUACGACUACUUCAUGGGCUCGAGCUUGAACCCGAGGCUGGGUUCCGUCGACCUCAAAAUGUGAGCACUCUGGUGGUCGUUAGAACAGUUUCCGACGACGCACUGACGGUCCCAUUCUCGACAUAGGUGGGCCGAAAUCCGCGUGUCGUGGAUGUUGCUCUUUGCGAUCGCCAUGGCGGCUUGCGCCAAGCAGUACCAGACCUAUGGUUACGUUUCGGCCAACACGGCACUCUUUGCCUGGGGAACUGGCUUGUACCUGAACGCCUGCGCAAAGGUAUGUCGAGGAUGCACGGGUGCUCGUGGCGUUUCGAAAGCUGAUCGUCUGUCUGGUGCUGGGUACUCUACAGGGCGAGCAAUACAUACCCCAGACAUGGGGUAAGUCGUGAACGCGCCCACACUGUUGUAGCACUGAGGAACUAAUCCGUGACACUUCGCUUGCCUUUCCCAGACAUGAACUAUGAGAAGGCGAGUGUUCAAUCAUUUGAGCCUUCGCACUAAUACUGAUUGGCCUCUUUUAUGUCCACAGUUCGGAUGGUUGCUCUCCUAUUGGAACCUUGCGGGUGUCCCCUUCUCCUACGCGUACUCGGCGAUCUACAUGGCGACGCACGACCCCAAGACCUACUCGUACCCGACGUGGUUCGUCGUACAGCUCUUCAUCUUGUUGACCGUCUCGCACGGCUUGUAAGUCACUACAGCACGGCAUCCUCCAUCACGUGGGAUGGCCGAAACUCAUAUCCAAGCUUCAUGCAUAGAUUCGACGUAGCGAUGGGACAAAAGUCGUAUUUCAAGGCCAAGCAGACCAACACCUUCAUCAAACGCUAUACGUUCCCGCAAAUUCCCGGUACCGAGAUCGAGAACCCCAAGACGAUGAAGACCAUCACCGGCACCGACUUGUUGAUCGAUGGCUUGUGGGGUAUCCUCAGGAAGCCGAGUGAGCACGACCUCUCUUGUAAGAACCAUACCACCCUUUUAUCGGGAUUUUGACCUCCUAUCCGUUUGUGCUGUACCAGAUUACACGUUCGACUGGUUCCAAGCCGUGGUCUGGGGUCUUUCGGCCGGUCAAGGCUCCGCGAUCCCUUACUUCUACCCUCUGUUCCAUAUUACGAUGCUGUUGCACCGCAACGCGAGGGACAAUGCGAAAUGCGCGCGCAAGUAUGGCAAGAGUUGGAUCGAGUACAAGCAAAAGGUGCCGUAUACGUGAGUUAGGCUCGAGCUUUUCUCGUUAACGGGAAUAGGAAGUGGCUGAUUCCUCCACUCGCCUUGCCGCCCGCUCGCCAACAGAUACAUCCCUUACGUGUACUAG
Messenger RNA from Microbotryum saponariae, 2323 nucleotides. Lineage: Eukaryota; Fungi; Basidiomycota; Microbotryomycetes; Microbotryales; Microbotryaceae. The record is from the annotation of a GenBank genome assembly.